AUGGGGGAUUUGGGUGAACAUGCACCGUCGAAUGGCUCCGCAAAGGAUAGCGUUCGGCGCUAUGUUGAGGAACACGGCGGUAGUAGACCAAUUCAGCGCUUAUUGGUCGCAAACAACGGAAUCGCCGCCGUAAAGUGCAUCCGAUCAAUGCGAAGAUGGGCAUACGAAGCGUUUGGUAGUGAACGAGCGCUGGAGUUUGUAGCAAUGGCCACUCCCGAGGAUGUUCAAGCCAACGCCGACUACAUUCGCCUCGCUGACCUCUUCGUUCCCGUACCUGGGGGAAGCAACAACCACAACUACGCCAACGUGGAGCUCAUCGUCGACAUCGCGGAAAGGAACGAGUGCGAUGCAGUAUGGGCGGGUUGGGGUCACGCCAGCGAGAACCCGCUGCUGCCCGCUCGCCUUGCGGAGACUGGUAUCGCAUUCCUGGGACCGGAUGCCAUUGCCAUGAGGGCGCUCGGCGACAAGAUUUCGUCAACGUUGUUAGCUCAGUCUGCGGAUGUUCCAGUCGUCAGCUGGAACGGUGAUGACUUGAAGGUAACUUUUCACCGCGAGCGCGGCGGUAUUGAUGAAGAACGCUAUCGCCGUGCCUGCGUUGCGAAUGUCGACGAGGCUCGCGCUGCUGCCGAUCGUAUUGGCUACCCAGUGAUGAUUAAAGCCAGCGAAGGAGGCGGUGGCAAAGGCAUCCGUCUUUGCCGUCGACCAGAGGAUGUUCGAGAUGCCUUUCGUCAGGUCGCCGGAGAGAUUCCUGGCUCUCCGAUCUUCAUCAUGAAAAUGGUGGAUCAAGCGCGACACCUGGAAGUGCAGAUUGUUGCCGAUGAAUACGGGCACGCGAUAGCGCUAUAUGGGCGUGACUGCUCCGUGCAGAGACGGCAUCAAAAGAUCAUCGAGGAAGGGCCAGUUACGGCAACGCCACCGCAGGUUUGGAAAGAGCUCGAACAUGGAGCGGUGCGUCUUGCCAAAAUGGUCGGUUACGUAGGUGCCGGCACUGUUGAGUAUCUCUACGACGGUCGACGUUUCUAUUUCCUGGAACUGAAUCCGCGCUUGCAGGUGGAGCACCCAGUAACCGAGUGGAUCACUGGCGUGAACCUGCCUGCAGUCCAGCUGCAGAUUGCCAUGGGGAUUCCGCUCCAGCGUAUUGCAGCUAUCCAAGCACUUUACGGCAAUAGACCGGACCUGGAUCUCGAGCGACACCAGCCGAACCCGCCGCAUGGCCACGUAAUCGCCUGCCGCGUUACCGCAGAAAAUCCCGAGGAAGGAUUCCAGCCGACAAGCGGCUCCAUUCAGGAGCUUUCGUUUCGAAAUACGCCCAAUGUGUGGGGCUAUUUCAGCGUCGGCGCCUGGGGUGGUGUCCACGAGUACGCUGACUCGCAAUUCGGGCACCUUUUUGCCUGGGGUGCGGAUCGCGAGAUGGCCCGGAGGAAUAUGGUGCUGGCACUGAAAGAGCUCAGCAUCCGCGGAGAUAUCCGCACAACGGUGGAGUAUCUUAUUACGUUGCUGGAGCUCGAAUCGUAUCGCGAAAAUCGCAUCCAUACCCGUUGGCUGGACAACCUCAUUGCCUCCAAAGUGAAACCAGAGCGACCGCCGUUCCAUAUCGCUGUUGUGCUUGGUGCAGUCCAUCAGGCGUACAGAGCCUGGUCUGAGCGCCGGCGAUCUUUUGUUGAGUCGCUGAGUCGCGGUCAAGUGCCGCAGCGUAUUGACGCUACCUUCAUAGAAUUUCAGUUCGAGCUGAUCUACGAUGAGCUCAAGUACGCGCUCAUCGUCAGGCAAGCGGGUCCGAAUGCCUUCCACGUCUCCCUAGCACAGCAUCCCGAGGAACGGGUGCGUGUUGAUUUCCGACCUCUGCUGGACGGUGGUCUCUUGAUCAUGUGCGAUGGUCGCUCCUUCAAUACUCACUCCAAGGAGGAUUCCACUGGCAUGCGUCUGAGCAUCGACGGGCGAACCUGUGUGUUCCCAGGCGAAAUGGACCCUACGCGCAUUGCAGCACAGGCCUCGGGGCGUCUCGUCCGAUACCUGGUUGCCAACGAGGAACACGUCGAUCAGGGACAAGUCAUUGCGGAGAUUGAAGUCAUGAAAAUGUAUCUGAGCGUGCAGGCUCCCGAACCGGGCACCAUUCACUUGCUGAAACCAGCGGGAGCGGCCCUGGAGCCAGGCGAAGUUUUUGCGCAGCUCGAUCUCGACGAUCCGAGCAAAGUUCGACGGGUGACGCCAUUUACUGGGCGCUUUCCGACAAUGCUGCCUCCACAGCGACUGGGAAAGAAACCGCACCAGCGCUUUGAGAGCGCGAAACAGCAGAUCGAAGCGCUCCUGGACGGCUACGAUGUUGAUAUGGAGCCGCUCGGCAUGCUUCUGCAGCUGGCGAGCACCGAACCGGCAGUACCGGCCGGGAAACUGCAGGAGGCGCUCUCUUUCCUAGCCGGUCGUAUUCCGUCGACGUUGCAUGCCGCCCUUCUAGGACAAGUUUUCGAACUGCGUUCCGUUGCUCGUGAUGAUCACGAGCGCCUCCAACAGCAUUUCCGCGAAAUGAAGCGCAUGAUCAGCGAUUUCUGCGAGCAACUUGCCAUCGCAGCGGACCGCGAGGCGCUGGAGGCUACCCUGCGCCCCCUGACCAGUAUCCUGGAGGCGUAUGUUCGCGGGGGCCUUCGCGGCUACCACGAGCAUCUCGUUGUAUGCCUCAUGCAACGCUAUGUGAAUACGGAGAAGUAUUUUGCGCAAGGUCGGCGGCUCGAUGAGGUUCUAUUCGAUCUGCGCGAACAACACCGCGAGCACUUGGAAGUUGUUGCGGAUAUCAUGCUCGCACAUGCCCAGUUAGCGCGAAAGAACCAACUGAUGCUCGCUUUGCUCGAUCACAUAGCCGCGGAUGCAUCGCUUCUGCGCAGUGUCAUUGUCCGGCAGUGCCUUCACGAGGUGGCUGCGUUCAUCCACCCCGACUAUAGCCAACUGGCGCUGCGAGCAAGACUCUUGCUGGCGAGUUCUCGUCGCCGAGCGCUCCCCGAACGUCGAGAGCGCCUCUGCAAGCAGAUCGAACAGGCUGUACAUGCGCCCACUGAAGAACAAUGCUAUCGUCUGUUGCACGCGGUGGUCGAGUCCCAGGAAAGCAUCCUGGAUGCGCUGGUGAGCCUAACCAUGAACCCGGGGGUGCCGGUGGAGAUUCGCAAAGCCGCUGUCCAGUGCCAGAUCCUGCGGGCCUACAAAGCGUACCACGUGUACGAUCUGGUUGUCGAACUUGACGAGGAACUGGGUUUCCUGCGGGCGUUGUGGCGUUUCCAGUAUCGUUCAAACCUGAACGCUUUUGGUAGUCAUUCCAGUAUGCGGUCGUUUCCGGCGGCAUUGGUGGCGGCGUCGGCUCCGCUAGCCCGCCGGCAGCUGCGUAGCUACGACUCUGCGGACAAUUUGCAGAACUGGGGCUUUCGAGUCGGUAUGUUGGUCGUCUUUGAGACGCUGCGGGCGAUGGUGCAGGGUUUCGAUCGUGUGCUCCAGGUUUUUCGAGCGGAAACCGGCGGCGAAACGCUGGCUUCGCCUCGUACCAAGUCGAGCGCCGCAGUCGAUUCCAGUGCAGACUCCAGUGCUGAAGGUAUUGGUGUCAAUGUACUGACCAUCGCCAUUCCCUGGACGGCCGUGGAGGUCGCUGAUUUUGCGAAAUACCUGGGCGUUGCAGACGCGGACGACCGUCUGCAGGCAAGUAAUGCGAACGACUCGGAGCAGGUUGUCGCCCUGCUCACGCGUUUCUGUCGCUCUUCCGCGGAGCGCAAAGCCUCGAUGCGCGCUGCCGGUAUCAAACUUGUGACCUUUUUGGUGGCACCCGGUGAACUGUGCCAGCGCACGCUGGGCUCCAGUCUGCCUCGUGAAAGCACUUAUCCGGGUUUCUAUACGUUGCGGGCAUCGCUCGAGUACGCCGAGGAUCCCAUUUAUCGCCACAUUGAUCCACCAGCGGCUUUCCAGCUGGAGCUGAAUCGAUUGGCGAACUUUCGUAUCACCCGCUUUGAACAUCCGAACCGCUCCAUUCACGUCUUCUACGCGGAAGAUCGAACCGACAAGGGCGACGCUCGCUUCUUCGUGCGCGCUUUUGUACGGCAAGCGGAAGUCUACGCCAGUCCCAGCGAUACAGCAGCGGUUUCGAUCCCGGAAGCGGAGAGGACUUUUGUGGCCUGUCUGGAUGCCUUGGAAACCGCCCGUUGUGAUAGGCGCUUCCGACGAACGGACUUUAAUCAUCUCUUCUUGCACCUGAUUCCCCGGGUCUCCAUCGAUGUGGAUGACGUCGAGGCGAUCUGUACGCGCCUCUUUUAUCGGUUCUCCUCACGUUGCUGGCGUUUGCGCGUGUUCAUGGUAGAGAUCAAAGUCCAUGUGGAAAAAAUGGGCCCGAAACCGCUUCGAUUUAUUCUCUAUAAUCCAACCGGACACUCGUUACGCGUUGAAGGCUACGUGGAACAGGGAGAUCGUCUCCUGUCGUUGGAUUCCAGCGAUCCGGGUCAUUUACAUGGUACACCCGUCGAUGAGCCGUACCAGGUACUGAACCGUAUCCAGCGCCGGCGAGUUGUUGCCCAGACGCUCGAAACAACUUACGUCUACGAUUACCAGGAGCUUUUCACCAAAGCACUCCAUGAGCAGUGGCGGCGUUAUUCGCAGGAACGACUUUUGGGAGGAUUUCGCCGCCACAAGAUACCGCUGAAACUGCUGACCUGCACGGAGCUCGUUCUCCAGGAUGAAGAUCAUGACGAGAGCGAGCUGAUAGAGACCAACCGCCCCGCCGGGGAGAAUGAAAUCGGUAUGGUCGCCUGGCGCUACACCUUCUUCACGCCCGAGUAUCCCCAGGGUCGCGAUGCGAUCGUCAUUGCCAACGAUAUCACGUACCUGAGUGGAUCGUUUGGACCUCGAGAGGAUCGCCUCUUUGCCAAGGCGUCUCAGCAGGCGAGAAAGCUCGGUAUACCGCGCAUCUACAUCGCUGCGAAUAGCGGAGCCCGAAUCGGCCUCGCGGAAGAACUGCGCAACGUCUUCCAAGUUCAGUGGAAGGAUGCACAUGACCCGAGCCGAGGCUUCGACUACCUCUACCUGGGACUGGCGGAUAAGCUCAAGUACGAGGAUGAACUCGGCAUCGUGCGAACGCGAGACGUCGGCGGCGGCAAGUACGCUCUAGUUGAUAUCUAUGGCGCUGAGGAUGGCAUUGGUGUCGAGAACCUCAUGGGUUCAGCGUGCAUCGCUGCCGAGACCUCAGCCGCCUACAAUGACUGCUUCACCAUCACGUACGUCGCAGCGCGCUGUGUGGGGAUCGGUGCGUACCUCGUGCGCCUGGGGCAGCGCGUUAUCCAGCGCGAGCACAAUGCACCGAUCAUCCUCACUGGCUACUCAGCGCUGAAUAAGCUUCUGGGUCGCGAAGUCUACACCAGCCACGAACAGCUGGGCGGUACGAAGAUCAUGUAUCCGAACGGGGUUACCCAUCUGCGCGUAUCCAAUGACUACGAGGGUGUUCGGGCAAUUCUGGACUGGCUCGCUUUUGUGCCUCGUAUGCAAGGGGAACGACCUCCGAUGAUCGACUCCAUCGAUGCUGUGGUACGCGAAGUCGACUACGAUCCACGAGUGGCUAACGAGGAUAUUCGAUACGCCAUUGAAGGCAAGUGGGUCGGACCCUUCGCUCCCGACGGGGCAAGUGUGGUCUCGUCGUCGGGCUCGUCGGUGUCGUCCAAUGGUCCGGUUGCGACAGGUGCGAGCGCUGGACUGCCGCCCGUCAACAUGGAGAGUGUCGGCGGUGAAGUUCGGUAUCGUUCGCGGUCGCGGACGGCUUCGUAUGCGGGUGCGAAUGCAGCAACAGCAGCAGCACCAGGAGCAAGUAGCUUGGCGACCUCUGGAGCGGCACUUGCGAAUGCUACGGGACGAGCAGCGGCUCGGGUGAGCCUCGUAUCGACCAAGCCUGCAACCGGUGUCGAGGAGGUUCCCGCGGCGUUGCCUUCGGGUUCGAGUUCACUGGCGCUCCGCUCGACCGCUGUCGCUGCGCCUGUACCUCAGGAGAGAGCAAAGACGGAUGCGGAUGCGGAUGCGGAUGCGGAUGCGGAUGCCUUGGAGGCCACUGGAACUGCCCGAGGCGCAGAUACCAGCGGUGCUGGGGCGCACGCAAGCCCUGACACCCGGCAGCCGCCCACACUGGAUGCCCUGAAGACUGCGAGGUUUGCACCAGCGCCCGCUGCAUUGCCGACGACAGGUUUACGCUCGCCACCACAGUCCCCGGGUUCUGUUUCUGCGUAUAGCCCGUUGGAGAGUGGCUCUCCAUUGGAGCCGUCCCUUGACGAGGAUCACAUCGCUUUCACGGACACCGAUCGGAUGCGGAUCGGGUCGCCUUUGGUACACGCGACCGACGCCUGGGAUACGAGCAACAGCGUUCACUCGAGUAGCGCGACGACGAUGGCUGCAGGUGCCGUCCGGGGCUCGCGACUGUUCACUGCGUCAUCGAGUACGUCGGCGGCUGCGGGAGCAAGCGCCAGCAAUAGCAGCAACAACGGUAGCAGCAAUGCGAAUACGAAUACCAUGAACAAUGCUGGGAGUAGCGUGGCAUCGGCAGGCGCACCGCUCAACACCACCGGUAGCAUCAAUACCAAUACCAAUGCCAAUGCCAAUACCAACAAUAUCUUGGGUAGCGGUGGUGUUGGUGCGACAGCUUCGCUGACCGCUUGGAGCGGUAACCUUCCGCCGCUACCGUACGUUCCAAAUACGCUCAUGGUGGUGGACAACCAAGGGUACGUGUUCCUGGCAGGCCUCUUCGACCGUCACUCGUUUCGAGAGACGCUCGCUGGCUGGGCGAAGUCCGUUGUGGUUGGUAGAGCACGCCUUGGUGGUAUCCCCGUGGGCGUUAUUGCGACACAGACGGUGACCACAGAGAAGGUUAUUCCCCCGGAUCCAGCGGCGCCAGACUCGCGUGAGCUUCGUGAACAGCAGGCCGGUCAAGUCUGGUAUCCAGAUUCAUCCUUCAAGACUGCCCAAAGUAUUCGUGAUUUUGAUCGCGAGGGUUUGCCUCUGUUUGUUCUGGCCAGCUGGCGCGGUUUCUCUGGCGGAGCACACGACAUGUUCCAGGAAAUACUCAAGUUUGGUUCAGAGAUCGUUGACGCGCUUCGCGAGUACUCGAAACCCGUCUUUGUGUACAUACCACCGGGAGGCGAGCUUCGAGGCGGUGCCUGGGUCGUCCUCGAUACCGCCAUCAAUCCCCGCUUUAUCGAAAUGUACGCCGAUGAAAGUGCACGUGGUGGUGUGCUCGAACCUGCCGGUACCGUGGAUAUCAAGUUCCGCACCAGAGAUUUGCUGAAGACCAUGCAGCGCCUGCUACCAUCGUCUAGACGUGAUGAGAGCGAUUCGAGUGCGUCCGACGUUGUCGGCAUGCUGUCUUUGGACGCAUCAUCAUCAUCAGCAGCAGCAACAGCAGCAACAACAACAACAACAACAACAACAACAACAACAGCAGGUACCGCUGGGACGUCCUCUUCGACUGCUGGGCGUAGCGAGUCGCGGGUCACAAAGUCAACGGCGGACGGCUUGCCAGCCUUCGAGGCAGACGGUCGGAGUUCGCUCGAGCAAACACUCUUGCCCAUCUUUCAGCAGAUAGCCAUGACGUUUGCGGAUCUGCACGAUACAGCGGGUCGGAUGCAACAUAAGCGCGCGAUUCGCCGAGUGGUACCCUGGCGAACAAGUCGCACGUUUUUCUACUGGCGCCUUCGACGUCGGCUCGCCGAGGAGGAACUGCGGAGUCGCGUUUCACAAGCGGAUCCGCAACUCAGCGACGCGGAGAUCGAUGCGCUGCUGCGGAAAUGGGCAAGAGCACAUGACCCCGCUCUGGACGGUGAUAUUUACGAACUUGAUGAUCCUCGUGUCGUGCAAUGGCUCGAGGACGAAUUGGAUAGCCAGUUGGAGCGGCGUUUGCACAAACUCCGCGAAGCACGCGCCACCUGGCAAGCUGUGGAACUGGGGAAUACAGCACCCGAGGCGUUGCUUGCGGCAAUUGAGCGUAUUCUCGUACAAAUGGAUGAAGUUGGUCGCAACGAAUGGUUACGAACGCUUAGUGCGCGACUCGAGAACACCUCAUCCGGUUUGGGUGAUCUCGAGGCGCCCAGCUCGGGUGAGCAGGCCGCACCACGACGUGUCUUGUCGGGUCGUGGUCUGCUGCGACGCUUCCUCGGGUAG
This is a messenger RNA of Cyanidioschyzon merolae strain 10D, 8160 nucleotides long. RefSeq names its product acetyl-CoA carboxylase, multifunctional enzyme, cytoplasmic. Gene Ontology annotation, molecular function: ATP binding; acetyl-CoA carboxylase activity; metal ion binding. The record is from RefSeq and is a predicted model, not a curated record. The transcript has a single exon. Gene Ontology annotation, biological process: fatty acid biosynthetic process. Bases 1 to 8160 code for a protein of 2719 amino acids. Lineage: Eukaryota; Rhodophyta; Bangiophyceae; Cyanidiales; Cyanidiaceae.